ACGUGACUGCAACAUCCGGUUUUCUUGUUCUUGAAAUACAAAAAAAAAAUUAUCAUCUCUUUCAAAAUGACAACAGUGGAGAGGUUGCCUAAUGAAGAAAAUUUUAAGCUACCUGACAUCAAAGGAAUAUAUGAAGGGAAAUUUACGGAUAGAAAUCCUGAUAUAAGAACUGCAGGAAAGCUAACCGCAACAGGAGAAACAGCGAAACAAUGUAUGAAAGGAGAGGAACCUAAGUCGAGCACUCCUGACAUAGUUAUGAGAUUCCGAAAUUAUGUUAAACCAGAUUAUGGCAAAAAAACCGUUCAUUAUGGUCAAGCAUAUGAUCCCCACCUUCAAUGGGCAAAAGAUAUGGUUCAUGGAGCUGUUAGUAAACCUUCACAUAUAGCUGGAGACCUUUUGAAUCCUUUGCCUCAAAGUAGAUUUCGCCAGGCAAAAGUAAGUUUAAAGUGCUUGUAAAUGUAUGAGAAAAUUGACCAAAAAUCCAAUAAACAGUUAGAGAAAAAAGAAGAUAUUUAUGAAUCCCAUCAGAGAAAACCUUUAGGAACUUUCCCCAAUCCAGAGAAAAAUUUUCCUGAAGGAAUGGAUUACGAAGGCAAAAUAUAUGGUAUAAAAAGCGAAAAGGGCCAUAGAGCAAAGGAAUCGCUAAAUCCUUCAAAAAAUUAUGAUGAAGUAGAAAAAGAAUAUGAUGAUAAACGAGAUUUAUAUAGAUUUUCUCAUAAAUCUUAUAAUGCUGGUGAACAAAAGCACCGUAGCUACAUAGCUCCUCCGUAUAAUCGAUGUCAAAAGUAUGGCAAACCCACUCCACAUGAUAAUGCAGGCAAAUUAACAGCGAAAUCGUUAAAAUGGAUUGAUCAGUGUUGUGGAAAGGAAGCAACUCCGGUUGUUCAAAAAAGGGUUGAUAGUUUCCGGGAGAGAACGCAACCACAACUGGGAAAACCUCUUGAUCCAAUCAAAGAUACAAUGCACGUUCCGGAUGAUCAUACUUUUGGAGUAUUAUUACAACCAGAUGAAUAUGGAGUUGGAGAUCUCCUUCAUGGUCGCGCACCUAAACAUUAUUUACGUGGUCAGGAAAAGGAGAGAGGCUUAAUUGCUGCCAUAAGAUCAAACUUAAAGAAAGCAAAUUAUCAAAAUUUUAAUAAUCUCGUACAGGCCUUUUGUCUCUAUGAUCCGGAUGAAAAAGGCUAUAUAACAGCUACUGACCUUAAGAACGUUUGUGAACAAUUUCAGCUACCUAUUGAACUGGAGCUAUUGGUUCAAUUGUUUGAUUAUUGUGAUGUAGACAGAGAUGGACGUAUAAACUAUAUUGAAUUUUCUAAUUUUUUAAAUUGGAAAGACAAACUACCAACUGGCUUACCAGAUCGAAUAAGCUCAGCAGACCAUUUCCACAAGAGGCUUCAAAAACAAAUUGAUAAAGCAAUUGUUGACCAAAAAACUUCUUCUCAAAUGAUUAACUCUGUAGUUGGAGGUGUUUCCACAAAGUCAUUUCGAAGUUAUGGAGUACCGUCAAUCCGAAAUGACCUACCAGCGCCAAAAAUAAAAAAGUGUGAUGAUAGAACGAACUAUGGUGAUGAGAGUGAUGCCUUUGGUCUGUUGCAGCCAUCCAUAUUUUCGAGAUAUGGUGUUUAUGAGAGAGAUAUGUUGUCCCAUAAAAGUCGAGAUGAGAAUACGCGUAUUGAUACUGAAAGAGAAGCCGAAAAAUUAUCAUGCUAA
Messenger RNA from Dimorphilus gyrociliatus, 1710 nucleotides. The record is from the annotation of a GenBank genome assembly. Lineage: Eukaryota; Metazoa; Annelida; Polychaeta; Dinophilidae.